This is a messenger RNA of Juglans regia (Persian walnut), 1557 nucleotides long. RefSeq names its product protein FAR1-RELATED SEQUENCE 5-like. Lineage: Eukaryota; Viridiplantae; Streptophyta; Magnoliopsida; Fagales; Juglandaceae. The record is from RefSeq and is a predicted model, not a curated record. The transcript has 5 exons. Bases 1 to 1557 code for a protein of 518 amino acids.
AUGACACAGAGGAGUAAAAGGGAGAAGGAUGUGACUAUCAAAUACGUCACUCUAGGAUGUGCUCGUGGUGGCAAUGCACAAAAUCGGACGUCAAAUGUCUCUAAGCCUCGGCCAACAAGGAAGACAGACUGCAAGGCAGGGAUGAAUGUGUUGUUGAAGAAUGGGAAGUUGUGUGUCACAUCGGUAUUUAACACACACAAUCAUGUGCUAAGUCCAAGAAAAUCCAGGUUUUUCAGAUGCAAUAGAGAAGUUAGUGAGUCCGUUAAGAGAGUUUUGGAUACAAAUGAUGAGGCUGGCAUAUGGAUGAAUAAGAGUUUCCAAGCUAUCGUGACUGAUGUGGGUGGGUUUGAGAACGUACCAUUUGGGGAAAAAAAUUGUCGUAACUACAUUGAUAAGGCACGUCACCUACAGUUGGAGAAAGGUAGUGCACAAGCAUUACUUGAGUAUUUUCGACGGUUGCAAUACAAGAAUGAUGGUUUUUACGGCAUAAUGGAUUUGGAUGAUGAUAGGAUGAGAAAUGUGUUUUGGGUGGACGCCCGUAGUAGAGGAGUGUACAACUACUUUGGAGAUGUGGUAACAUUCGAUACCGCGUAUCUAACAAAUAGAUAUGGAAUGCCAUUUGCACCUUUCAUGGGUGUAAAUCACCAUGGGCAGUCAAUCCUCUUGGGUGCAGGGCUUAUUUCAAGUGAGAAUACAGAAUCAUUUGUGUGGUUAUUUAAAACUUGGCUUGAUUGUAUGGAUGGAAAGGCGCCAAAUACUAUUAUUACAGAUCAAUAUCGUGUAAUGAAAAAUGCUAUCGCCAUUGUGUUCCCUAACACGCGUCAUAGAUAUUGCUUGUGGCACAUACUGCGCAAGGUUCCUGAGAAGCUUGGUAGUUAUAAUCAAUACAAAUGUGGCCUGAAAAAGCGAGAGUUUUGGGUGCCGGUAUAUUUGAAGAAUUCGUUUUGGGCUGGAAUGAGUACAACUCAGCACAGUGAGAGUAUGAACGCUUUCUUCGACGGCUAUGUGCAUGCUAAGACAAAUUUAAAAGAGUUUGUUGAUCAAUUCGACAGUGCAUUGAAGAAAAAAAUUGAGAAUGAAAACCAAACAGACUUUCAUUCAUAUAACUUCACAAUUCCACUUAUAUCACACUUGGCACUUGAGAAGAAAUUUCAAGAAGUGUACACGAAUGCCAAAUUUAGGGAGGUAUACUGCACCAUGAAUCCCCACAGCGUAGCUUCAAAUGUUGGAUUAAGUACUGUUCAUGCAACAACGGAAGGAAGUUCAAAAAAAGUAUUAAGUCCCCAUGUUGUCAGAGGCAAGGGAAGACCCCCGACUAAGAGGAGGAUGUCGAUGAUGGAGGAGAAAGUGAAGAAAAUAAAAACUAAGGCUGCUAAAAACAGCAAUGACAAGGGAAAAAGCAAACCGCGGUGGCGUAGAUUGGAUACUGAAUUAUUGGAAAGCAGUGGGAACCAAACAUUUGUGAUUACCAACCAAGAAACUGUACAAACAUCUGUACAGUUGGAUGGAACACAACCUUCAAUGGCAGAAAGAACACAAUCAGAAAGUAGAGUAUAA